Messenger RNA from Alosa alosa (allis shad), 3689 nucleotides. RefSeq names its product diacylglycerol kinase delta-like. Gene Ontology annotation, biological process: lipid phosphorylation; intracellular signal transduction; diacylglycerol metabolic process. The record is from RefSeq and is a predicted model, not a curated record. Lineage: Eukaryota; Metazoa; Chordata; Actinopteri; Clupeiformes; Clupeidae. Gene Ontology annotation, molecular function: protein heterodimerization activity; ATP-dependent diacylglycerol kinase activity; protein homodimerization activity.
GGUUCCCCCAGGGCAAAUGUAAGGAUGGCGGUGGCGGUCGCAGCUGAGGCCGCAGCUAGAUGCUUGGAGGAAUCUUCGGAUAGUGAACCGGAGCAAGAACACGGUUCACCUCAAAAACUGAUCCGCAAAGUUUCCACGUCGGGGCAGAUCAGAAGCAAGACCAUUUUAAAAGAGGGAAAGUUGAUGAAACAGACAAAUUCCUUUCAGCGCUGGAAAAGACGCUACUUCAAGCUGCGUGGAAGAACCCUCUACUAUGCCCAGACAGCUAAGUCCAUCAUUUUUGAUGAAGUGGACCUGACAGACGCAAGUGUGGCAGAGUCCAGCACGAAGAACGUCAACAACAGCUUCACCAUCAUCACUCCCUGUAGGCGUCUGAUCCUCUGUGCUGAGAACAGGAAGGAAAUGGAGGACUGGAUGGCGGCUCUGAAAAGUGUUCAGAACCGGGAGCACUUUGAGUCCACUCAGUACAGCAUGGACCACUUCUCUGGGAUGCACAACUGGUAUGCCUGCUCCCACGCCAGGCCCACCUACUGUAAUGUCUGCAAGGAGCCACUGUCCGGAGUGACCUCGCACGGCCUGUCCUGUGAAGUGUGCAAGUUCAAAGCCCACAAGCGAUGUGCCGUCCGCGCCACCAACAACUGCAAGUGGACCACGCUGGCCUCCAUUGGCAAGGACAUCAUCGAGGACGAGGACGGGAUAUCUAUGCCUCACCAGUGGCUGGAGGGGAACCUGCCGGUCAGUGCAAAGUGCACAGUGUGUGAUAAGACCUGUGGCAGCGUGCUCAGACUCCAAGACUGGCGCUGCCUGUGGUGUAAGGCCAUGGUGCACACAACGUGUAAGGAGCAGCUCUCCACUAAGUGUCCCCUUGGUCAGUGUAAAGUGUCGGUCAUCCCCCCUACAGCCCUCAACAGCAUCGACUCAGACGGCUUCUGGAAGGCCACGUGUCCCCCCUCGUGCACAAGUCCGCUGCUGGUGUUCGUCAACUCCAAGAGCGGAGACAACCAGGGCGUUAAGUUCCUGCGCCGCUUCAAGCAGCUGCUCAACCCCGCACAGGUGUUCGACCUCAUGAACGGAGGACCGCACCUCGGGCUGAGACUCUUCCAGAAGUUCGACACCUUCCGGAUAUUGGUGUGUGGCGGUGAUGGUAGUGUGGGCUGGGUGCUGUCAGAAAUUGACACGCUCACCCUCCACAAGCAGUGCCAGCUGGGCGUGCUACCGCUGGGCACGGGGAACGACCUGGCGCGCGUCCUGGGCUGGGGCUCGGCCUGCGACGACGACACGCAGCUGCCACAGAUCCUGGAGAAGCUGGAGCGGGCCAGCACCAAGAUGCUGGACAGGUGGAGCAUCAUGGUGUACGAGACCAAGUUCCCACGGCAACACUCCAGCUCCACGGUGACCGAGGACUGUAGCGAUGACUCAGAGGUGCAGCAGAUCCUGACGUAUGAGGAUUCGGUGGCGGCGCACCUGUCGAAGAUACUGAGCUCAGACCAGCACUCGGUGGUCAUUUCCUCCGCCAAGGUUUUGUGUGAGACUGUCAAGGACUUUGUGGCCAGAGUGGGGAAGGCCUAUGAGAAGAACACAGAGAGCUCUGAGGAGUCAGAGGCCAUGGCUAAGAAGUGUGGCGUGCUGAAGGAGAAGCUGGACUCUCUGCUGAAGACGCUCAGCGAGGAGGCCCAGGCGUCCAGCGUCAUGCCCGCCCCUCCGCCCACCAUCGCCGAGGAGCAGGAGGAGGGCGAGGGCGUGCUGGUGCCCCCCAGCCCCCCUCGGCCCCCACCACUUUCUAAGACGCCAUGUGAGAAACUCAUCAGUAAGGGAAGCUUGUCUCUGGGUAGCUCUGCAUCACUUCCUGCUCAGACAGGAAGUAGGGAGAACAUGCCAAUGCUCAACACAAAGUUCCUCUACCCAAGUCUCAGGGCAGGCAUGACAGGUUCUUUGUCCAGUAGCUCAGUCAUCAGCAGAUUGCUAGUCAACGCUGACCCAUUCAACUAUGACCCUGAGAACCUGGACUGCUACACCGAGAAGUGUGUGAUGAACAACUACUUUGGGAUUGGGCUGGACGCCAAGAUCACCCUGGACUUCAACAACAAGAGGGACGAGCACCCGGAGAAGUGUCGGAGUCGCACUAAGAACAUGAUGUGGUACGGAGUGCUGGGCACCAAGGAGCUGCUGCACCGCACCUACAAGAACCUGGAGCAGAGAGUGCUUCUAGAGUGUGACGGCCGGCCCAUCCCCCUGCCCAGCCUGCAGGGCAUUGCGGUGCUGAACAUCCCCAGCUACGCUGGUGGGACCAACUUCUGGGGUGGAACCAAAGAGGAUGAUACGUUCACGGCCCCGUCUUUCGACGAUAAGAUCCUGGAGGUGGUGGCUGUGUUUGGCAGCAUGCAGAUGGCCGUGUCCCGUGUCAUCAACCUGCAGCACCACCGAAUUGCACAGUGUCGCACAGUGAAGAUCACCAUCCUGGGAGAUGAGGGCGUACCUGUGCAGGUGGACGGAGAAGCCUGGAUCCAACCGCCGGGUUACAUCCGCAUCAUCCACAAGAACCGCACACAGACCCUUACUCGUGAUAGGGCAUUUGAGAAUACACUGAAGUCCUGGGAGGACAAGCAGAAGUGUGAGUUUCCACGGCAACCAGCACAGCAUGCCCUGCAGCCAGAGACAGUGUCCGAGGAAGAGGCUUCCCAGAUCAACCAGUUUGGCCAGGCUGCAGGAGCACUCAUACACAGCAUCCGAGAGAUUGCAAAGUCCCACCCCAGCAUGGAGCAGGAGCUUGCCCACGCAGUCAACGCCAGCUCCAAAUCUAUGGACGUGGUCUACGCCAACUCCAAAAGCACCGGCGGCCUGAACAGUAGCGUCGUGGUUCAGAUGGUCAGUAACGUGAAGGCUCUUCACAGUGAGACUGAGCUGCUUCUGGCUGGGAAGAUGUGUAUGCAGCUGGACCCUCCCCAGAAGGAGCAGCUGUCGGCCACCCUGGGCACCGUGGCCCAGCAGCUCCGCCGUCUGGCCGACCUCCCAUGGCUGUGCCACCUCAUCGAGCCCACCGACGACGAGGGCAACCUGACCGACUUCUCCAAGCGUAGUCGCAGUGCCAAAUUCCGCCUAGUGCCCAAGUUCAAGAAAGACAAGAACAACAAAAACAAAGAGACAUGUGCCACUCUCAGCCUGCCAGUGGACCAGUGGGGCACAGAGGAGGUGGCGGCCUGGCUGGAUCUGAUUUGCCUGACCGAGUACAAGGAGAUCUUUAUCGGGCACGACGUGCGGGGCUCGGAGCUCCUGCACCUGGAGCGGAGGGACCUCAAGGAUCUGGGGGUGACCAAGGUGGGUCACAUGAAGCGAAUCCUACAGGGUAUCAGAGAUUUGAGCCGCAACAGCUCCGCCAGCGAGGCCUAGGAGCCCUGUCUGGCUGCGUCUGCGGAGGACCCAGCCAACUGGACGAGCCCUGACCACCUACACCCGUCAGCCACUCUCCCUACCCCGGCCCCCAAUCUCCCACGCGCCGGGACCAAUGCAGUAUCGCCCAAUCCAAAAGCACCCCAGAACUGAGACCAACCAACCCUAGUGCCUUCAUGUGCCCACCUCCAUGGCAUCAUUACUUUGGGAGACUGGAUUUUUUCAUUGCACAAAGGAGGGAGGCACCAGAAACCCAUCAUCCUCAUCAUCAUUUUAUUAGGGUCAUACUAAUAUCAUCAGAU